UUCCAUUAUAAAGUAUCUAAUCGUCCAAUAAAGUUACUCUGUUGGGCACUGCCUGUGUGUGGUGGUUCUCAAUUUUACGAUAGCAUUUACACAGAACAAAAUGAUCCCUUCUUUCGUUUAUAUUCUUUCUUUUGUUUUUACACACAUUCUCACUUCGUCUUCUUGCUUUGAUUCAACGGUCCACUCCUUCGCACCAUGACUGAUAAUCAAGAAUCUAUUGUCAACAAGGAGGAAAAUUUAAUGGAUGAAUCACCAUUUCUUAAACUGCAGCGGUGGCAAUGGUGGCUUUUGGUGGCAAUCAACAUAUUCUUCCUCAUUGCUGGCCAAGCUGCAGCAGUUCUUCUGGGGAGAUUUUAUUAUGAUAAAGGUGGAAACAGUAAAUGGAUGGCCACUCUUGUGCAAACUGCUGGCUUCCCAGUCCUUUGUAUCCCUUAUUUUCUUCUUCACCCUUCUCGGGAAGCUUCGACUUCUUCCACUUCACCUUCCAUCAAAACCCUUGCUCUGCUAUAUUUUGUUCUUGGUGUACUUGUUGCUGGUGACAAUAUGUUGUAUUCUGUAGGGCUUUUGUACCUCUCAGCCUCUACUUAUUCGCUCAUUUGCGCAACUCAAUUAGCUUUCAAUGCAGUUUUUUCCUACUUCCUUAACUCACAGAAGUUCACUGCUUUGAUUCUCAACUCAGUGGUCAUCCUGUCAUUGUCUGCUGCCUUAAUUGCAGUGAAUGAUGAUUCAGAUGGGCCAUCAGGAGUUCCCAAGGGGAAGUUCCUUAUAGGCUUCCUCUGCACCCUUGGAGCUUCUGCCCUUUAUUCCCUUUUGCUUUCCUUUAUGCAACUUUCAUUUCAGAAGGUUUUGAAAAAGGAAACAUUUUCUGUUGUUUUGGAAAUGCAAAUCUAUACAUCAGUCGUUGCAAGCUGCCUAUCGACUAUCGGCCUCUUUGCUAGUGGUGAAUGGAAGAGUUUGCAGCAUGAGAUGGAGGUAUUUGGCACCGGAAGAGUUUCAUACGUGCUGACGUUGGUGUGGACUGCUAUAACUUGGCAAGUAUGUGCUGUUGGUGUUGUGGGGUUGAUUUUUGUUGUGUCAUCUCUCUUCUCCAAUGUAAUCAGCACACUGUCUUUGGCUGUUACCCCACUAGCUGCACUGGUAGUUUUCCAUGACAAGAUGAAUGGUGUGAAGGUAAUCGCCAUGCUUUUGGCUCUUUGUGGUUUUGCUUCUUAUAUUUAUCAAAAUUAUAUUGAUGAUAAGAAGGCAAGGACGUUGCAGACCCAUGUCCGGGAAAUCCAGCAUACUGCUUGAUAUGUUUGGUGCCAAUGUAGACACACUAAUUAUUUACUGUGAAAUUAUGUCUGUUUUUUGUUCAACUGGGAGACCAAACAUUAGUUUAUAGCUUACUACAUUGCAACAAGAUCUCUAAAGAUAUAAAGCAAGUUAUUUAUAAGCAAAGCACUAGUGUUUGUUAGUUUAAUACUCUAGAUUUUGCAGGGAAGAGCAUUUGUUUUUGCAGGCCUUCGAUUAAUACAACUGAUUUUUUAUGGUUCA
Messenger RNA from Gossypium raimondii (Peruvian cotton), 1533 nucleotides. RefSeq names its product probable purine permease 11. The transcript has 2 exons. Gene Ontology annotation, molecular function: purine nucleoside transmembrane transporter activity. The record is from RefSeq and is a predicted model, not a curated record. Lineage: Eukaryota; Viridiplantae; Streptophyta; Magnoliopsida; Malvales; Malvaceae. Bases 196 to 1290 code for a protein of 364 amino acids. Gene Ontology annotation, cellular component: membrane.